CUGAUAUUAAAAUAGAAGCUAUAGAGGGAGAAGAAGAGAUGUAUGUGACUGAUAUAAAGGCAGAAGAUAUAGAGGGAAAAGAAGAGACGUAUGUAACUGAUAUAAAGGCAGAAGAUAUAGAGGGAGAAGAAGAGACGUAUGUGACUGAUAUAAAGGCAGAAGAUAUAGAGGGAGAAGAAGAGACGUAUGUGAGGGGUGAUCAGCAGUGUAAGGAGGAGGAGAUCCCUACAGAUAUCAGCACAGCAGAUGGACACACAAGCAGGAAUAUCUCAGAAGGACAUAUAAUGUUAUCCCCGGAUUGUGACAUAAAAGAUAAUGACAGUAUACAGGAUUCUCCAGGAGCUAAUCCCAUCACCCCAAUUAUACAUCCAGCUCUAUCAGCUGAUCCCUCUGAUCCUGGGAAAUGUUCUCCUGAUCACUCUGAUAUUGGUGCAUCUGUUACAGCUCUGACAGUAGAUACAGUGUUUCCCUGUUCUAUAGAUGCCAAAUGUUUUACACAGAACACAAAGCGUAUUAACCCACACACAGGUAAGGCAGGUGGAAGGCCACUGAUAUGUUCUGAGUGUGGGAAAUGUUUUACAUACAAAUCACAACUUGUUAUACAUCAGAGAAGUCACACAGGUGAGAAGGCAUUUCCAUGUUCUGAGUGUGGGAAAUGUGUUACACAAAAAUCCCAACUUGUUACCCAUCAGCAAAGUCACACAGGUGAGAAGGCAUUCCCAUGUUCUGAGUGUGGGAAAUGUUUUGCACACAAAUCAGCUCUUGUUAUACGUCACAGAAGUCACACAGUUGAGACGCUGUUUUCUUGCUCUGAGUGUGGGAAAUGUUGUGUAAGUAAAUCACAUCUUGUUAUACAUCACAGAAGUCACACAGGUGAGAAGCCAUUUCCAUGUUCUGAGUGUGGGAAAUAUUUUAAAUACAAAUCAGAUCUUGUUGUACAUCAGAGGAGUCACACAGGUGAGAAUCUGUUUUCUUGCUCUGAGUGUAAAAAAUGUUUUACACGGAAAUCAGAUCUUAUUACACAUCAGCGAAGUCACACUGGUGAGAAGCCAUUUCCAUGUUCUGAGUGUGGGAAAUGUUUUUCAGACAAAUCAAAUCUUACUAAACAUGAAAGAAGUCACACAGGUGAGAAGACAUUUUCAUGCUCCGAGUGUGGGAAAUAUUUUACACGGAAAUCACAUCUUGUUACACAUCAGCAAAGUCACACAGGUGAGAAGCCAUUUCUAUGCUCUGAGUGUGGGAAAUGUUUUACACAGAAAUCAGAUCUUGUUAAACAUCAGAGAAGUCACACAGGUGAGAAGCCAUUUCCAUGUUCUGAGUGUGGGAAAUGUUUUACACAGAAAUCAGAUCUUGUUAAACAUCAGAGAAGUCACACAGGUGAGAAGCCAUUUCCAUGUUCUGAGUGUGGGAAAUGUUUUGCACACAAAUCAUAUCUUGUUAAACAUCAGAGAAGUCACACAGGUGAGAAGCCAUUUCCAUGUUCUGAGUGUGGGAAAUGUUUUACACAGAAAUCAGAUCUUGUUAAACAUCAGAGAAGCCACACAGAUGAGAAGCCAAUUUUAUGUUCUGAGUGUGGGAAAUGUUUUGCACGGAAAUCAGUUCUUGUUAUACAUCAGCGAAGUCACACAGGUGAGAAGCCAUUUCCAUGUUCUGAGUGUGGAAAAUGUUUUGCACGGAAAUCAGUUUUUGUUAUACAUCAGCGAAGUCACACAGGUGAGAAGCCAUUUCCAUGUUCUGAGUGUGGAAAAUGUUUUGCACAGAAAUCACAUCUUGUUAAACAUCAGCGAAGUCACGCAGGUGAGAAGUCAUUUCCAUGUUCUGAGUGUGGUAAAUGUUUUGCACACAAACUAUAUCUUGUUAGACAUCAGAGGAGACACAGGUGAGAAGCCAUUUCCAUGUUCUGAGUGGGAAAUGUUUUGCACGGAAAUCAGUUCUUGUUAUACAUCAGAGAAGUCACACAGGUGAGAAGCCAUUUCCAUGUUCUGAGUGGGAAAUGUUUUUCACGGACAUUAGUUCUUGUUACACAUCAGAGAAGUCACAAAGGUGAGAAGCCAUUUCCAUGUUCUGAGUGGGAAAUGUUUUUCACGGACAUUAGUUCUUGUUACACAUCAGAGAAGUCACAAAGGUGAGAGGCCAUUUCCAUACUCUGAGAAAUAAGCUUUUGUUGCACACAAUAGACCACUCAGGUGAGAAACCAUUUUAAUCUUCUGGAGUAUACUUAUCAUUGCCAUGUAAUGUUCCUCAAGAUUCUGUCCUAUCUCUUGUGCUUUUUGCAAUAUACAUGCAACAGGUCCUUCUGAUAGAACCUCACCAACAAAGGGCAGGGCUACAGCUCAGCUUUGCAAACCAACCAGACUUAAGCAUGGGGGUUCAGAGUAACAAAAUGCUGAUCAUGGCCCUCAUUCCGAGUUGUUCGCUCGCAAGGCGAUUUUAGCAGAGUUGCUCACGCUAAGCCGCCGCCUACUGGGAGUGUAUCUUAGCAUCUUAAAAUUGCGAACAAUGUAUUCGCAAUAUUGCGAUUAGCACACCUCUUAGCAGUUUCAGAGUAGCUUCAUACUUACUCGACAUCUGCGAUCAGUUCAGGGCUUGUCGUUCCUGGUUUGACGUCACAAACACUCCCAGCGUUCGCCCAGACACUCCCCCGUUUCUCCGGCCACUCCUGCGUUUUUUCCGGAAAC
Molecule: messenger RNA, 2678 nt
Organism: Pseudophryne corroboree (corroboree frog)
Lineage: Eukaryota; Metazoa; Chordata; Amphibia; Anura; Myobatrachidae
Product: zinc finger protein 260-like
Exons: 2
Coding region: 39-1883 (614 amino acids)
Biological process (GO): regulation of transcription by RNA polymerase II
Cellular component (GO): nucleus
Molecular function (GO): DNA-binding transcription factor activity, RNA polymerase II-specific; RNA polymerase II transcription regulatory region sequence-specific DNA binding
Source: RefSeq, a predicted model, not a curated record